CACAUCAUUUCCAUACACAGACAUCAACGCGUCAAAGCGCACGGGUUGGACCUGUCAUAUAAUGGCUGUUCCACCCACCUAAGCGCCAGCCCCGGGCCUCAGACCUUUAGAUCGGAACAAAAACACGAAGGACGCGGCGGAGUGACUGACCACAUUUUCCGCUCCGACUGAGAGAAUGCGUUAUUUUGCCUUCGUGUGCUGUUGACAUCCCUGGCCAGCCCAGCGUGUUUUAUGCUAACAGGGGGGUCGACCAGAGACUGUUCUGGCAUUUCUGGUGAAGGGAAGGAGACGGAGCAUCAGCGCGCGGAGGAAAACAAGCCAAAAUCCGCAGCACUGCUGAGGAAGAGGAGCAGCCGGAGGCCCGUUAACGGUGUUUGGAGACUGCUUUCUCUCACACUUCACCAUGGUGUCUACAGUUCUUGCUGUGACGCUAUGUGUCACACUUCUGCAGAUGACUACAGGUGCAGCAUUUGUGACUCCUGAUCCUGAAGGUCCUCCCACCAUGACAUCUGACCCACGCCCGCUGGGUGAGUUGAUCCAUGCCGCAUUGAUGAGUAAGGAGUAUCUUGGCCAAUCGUCUAGCAACAUAGGCACAACCACCAACCCGACCCAGGCUGUCCCAUCUGUUGAACCUGCCUCCACAGUGAUGUCACCAGGUGUUCUUACCACUGCUGUGACCUCAUCUGCUGCCCCCCAAGCUGGCCAAUCAGGAGGGCGGGGUGCUGUGACAUCACCACCAGCUGAAGAGGAGACCACAACAACGCUGAUCACCACGACAACAAUAACAACAGUUCACACACCAGUGCAGUGUAAUGCUAGUCUGUCAGGGAUGGAGGGUAUAGUGGAGUCUCCAGACCCUCUGUCCUCAUCGACCCCUUUUUCUCCCCUGGAAUGCACCUAUAGCAUCACUGUGUAUCCGGGCUAUGGAGUGGAAAUACAGGUGAAGAAAAUGAACUUGUCCAAGGAGGAGUCCCUCACCAUCCUGGGACUCGGGGAGCCAGGGCCGGAACUACUAGCCAAUGAGACUAUGAUGAGCGAGGGUCAGGUGAUUCGCAGCUCAACCAAUCAGGUGCAAAUUCACUAUCGGAGCCUGAAGCAGACCAAUCAUGGUGUUUUCAGCCUUCACUACCAAGCUUUCCUCCUCUCCUGCUCAUUCCCUCUUUCUCCUGAGGGAGGAGGAGUGACCGUGACUGACAUUCACCCCGGCGGUCAGGCUCACUUUCACUGUGAUCCUGGUUUCCAGGUCAGAGGUCACGAGGUGGCCACCUGCCUGAACUCCACCCGACCCCGCUGGAGCACGACUGAGCCUCAGUGUGUGGCUGUGUCCUGUGGAGGAUGGAUCAGAAACGCUACUGUGGGCCGCAUCCUCUCUCCUACCGUCCCCUCCACCAGUAACCUCAGCAGUGGCAGCAACUUGAGCUGCCAUUGGCUGCUGGAGGCCAAAGAGGGCCACAGGCUCCACCUCCACUUUGAGAGAGUGGCUCUGGAUGAAGAUGAUGACAAACUGAUUGUCCGUGGUGGGAAUAACUCCAACUCUCCUCUCCUUUUCGACUCGGAUCUGGAUGACGUACCAGAGCGCGGGAUCGUGAGUGAUGGAUCAUCUCUCUAUCUGGAGCUAACGGCAGACUCUUCCUCUAUCCCUCUGCUGCUGGCACUCCGUUAUGAGGCUUUCGAUGGAGAGCACUGUUAUGAGCCCUACGUUCCUCAUGGAAAUUUCAGCAGCACUGACAUGACCUUCCCUCUCGGCACAACCGUAACCUUCUCCUGCUCUCCUGGCUUUGUCAUGGAGCAGGGGUCAGGAGUCAUGGAGUGUGUUGACCCCAGCGACCCCCACUGGAACGAGAGUGAGCCUGUGUGCAGAGCUCUAUGUGGAGGAGAGUUGACCGACGCGGCUGGGACAGUGCUGUCUCCUGAUUGGCCACAGAGCUACUCUAAGGGUCAGGACUGUGUGUGGCAGAUCCACGUCACCGAAGACAAGCGCAUUGAGCUGGACGUGCAGAUCCUCAACAUCCGUCAUAAUGACAUCCUGACCAUAUUUGAUGGGCAUGAUCUCAUGUCGCAUGUGAUUGGCCAAUAUGUGGGGUCACGGGAGAGGUUCCGGGUUGUUUCCGGUGGCUCAGAGGUCACUAUACAGUUUCAGAGUGAUCCUGACGAUUCCAGCUUCGCCCUCAGCCAAGGCUUUCUGAUUCACUAUCGAGAGGUGGAGCCUAAUGACACAUGUCCAACCCUCCCACCAAUUGAAUUUGGCUGGAGUAGCUCCUCUCACCCGUCUCUUGUGAGGGGCAGUGUGCUGACCUAUCAGUGUCAACCGGGCUAUGACAUUGUGGGCUCUGACAUCAUCACUUGCCAAUGGGAUCUUUCCUGGAGCAACGGGCCGCCUACCUGCGUGAAAAUCCAGCAGUGUCCUGACCCAGGGGAGGUGGUGAACGGGGCACGCUCAGUCCACCCAGAGUUGGGCUUUGCUGUAGGGACGGUGGUGCGCUUCACCUGUAACCAAGGCUACCAGCUGGAGGGUCCAAGCCAAAUCUCAUGCCAUGGCAGAGACACCGGGAUGCCCAAGUGGAGUGACCGCAGCCCUAAAUGUGUCUUGAAGUAUGAUCCAUGCCCUAAUCCUGGUGUGCCAGACAACGGUUACCAGACUCUGUAUAAACACAGUUACCAAGCAGGGGAGACUCUGCGCUUUUUCUGUUAUGAAGGCUAUGAGCUGAUUGGAGAGGUCGUCAUUAACUGUGUCCCAGGACACCCAUCUCAGUGGAACAGCCCACCACCUUUCUGCAAAGUGGCCUAUGAGGAGCUACUGGAAGACCACAAACUAGAAGUCUCCCAGUCAUUAGAGGCCUCCCAUCAGAUGUUGAGUGAGAACAUUGCAUUGGCCAUCAUCUUGCCAAUUAUUCUGGUCAUCCUUUUGAUUGGGGGAAUCUACAUGUACUACACUAACGUGUGUAGGUUGCAGUGGAAGCCAUUGUUUUGGAAGUCUCUCUCACACACACACUCCUACAGUCCUAUCACAGUGGAGUCUGAUUUUAACAACCCUCUGUAUGAAGCAGGGGACACAAGGGAGUAUGAAGUGUCCAUCUGAAGCUGUGGUCAUGUGAUGAGUUCAAAAUCGAGGAUGGAAAGAAAGAAGAAAAAUGAAGGGAUGGUAUUAAUUCUCUCUCCACAAGACACUUUCAUUCCUCUAACACGUACAGCUUUUGGUUUCUUUUUCACUCUAUUUUCAGUCUCUUUCUUGCUCUUUGCUGACGCAAUUAACAGUGUGUGUGUGAGUGUAUGUGUGUGUUUGUGUGUGUGUGUGUGUGUGUGUGUUUGUGAAGAGAAAAGAGAGAAUUGGAGAGCAAGUGUCAUCCAUGAGCUUAUGGUUUCUCACCACAGAUAUGCUUUCUAACAUUUGGUUUGGUGCCUUAGGGACUUAAAAGAAGACUAACGGAGAGACAUGGAGAGACAAAAUGGAAAAGGAAAACGAUUUGAGAGCGAGAGAGUAAAUUAGAGAGAAGGACGGAAAAGAGAGAGAGAAAUAGAGAGAGGAGAGAAAGAGAGAGAAUGUCAAUUUUUGACCAUGUAGGGAUGGGAUUUUACAAAAGACAGGAGCACACACAGACACGUACACAAACACACAUAAGAACAUAUGAACACACACACAUACACACACACACACACACACACAUACACAAAUCUUCUACUUAUCUUUGUCUGUACACACGCAAUUACACACAGAAUAUAUUGAAUGUAAAUAUUUUGAUUGAAUAUUAAGGCUUAUGUAUAAAAAUCUGAUCCAGUGCCAAAAUAUAACAUCCCAUAAUGUGACGUCACUUCAUGUUUCACGGGUUUCAUGGUCUUUCUUACAUUGACGAUGUAAUAAAUACCGAUAAUGCCAGCGUUUCAUAAUGUUCCUUGCUGUUUCUUAAGAAUCUCUUUCUGCUUAAUGUUGAAUGACUAUGGAUUUAAAAAAGGGGUGGAAUGUCUUCACGCUUAGGGCACGCAAUGAUUGUAUAUUUUACCGCUUCAGCUUAGGAUUCAUGAACAAUUAUACUUACUGUCAUUGUUUAUCAGAGUUGAUGUUGUUGCAUAUGCACUAUGUUGACAAAAAAUAUAUAUAUAUGUACUGUGAAGAAAAAAAAUAAUUCAGCUGCUUGCUGUGAUGCAGUAUCAAGACUGAGAUGCUUUUUAUAAUGUUAUUUUUCAAUUGAAUCAUGGUUCGUUGUUAAUAUUAUGCAGUGAGUUUUGUCUCUUCGACUGUGCCAUAUCCGGAGUCUAGCCGUGGAGGACUCUGUUGCAUUAAAGUAUUACUCAAUUGUUCAUAUUGUUUAUUAAUCAGCAUAAUAUACUGUCAUGAAGGCAUUAUUUAUUUGCUAAGAUUUAAGAAUAAAUAAAAGUCUCUGUUGGA
Molecule: messenger RNA, 4384 nt
Organism: Colossoma macropomum (tambaqui)
Lineage: Eukaryota; Metazoa; Chordata; Actinopteri; Characiformes; Serrasalmidae
Gene: sez6l2
Product: seizure related 6 homolog (mouse)-like 2
Exons: 19
Coding region: 404-3079 (891 amino acids)
Biological process (GO): synapse maturation
Cellular component (GO): endoplasmic reticulum; neuronal cell body
Source: RefSeq, a predicted model, not a curated record